Arvicola amphibius (Eurasian water vole) is the source of this 726-nucleotide messenger RNA. It is a transcript of the gene Elf5, whose product is annotated as E74 like ETS transcription factor 5. Lineage: Eukaryota; Metazoa; Chordata; Mammalia; Rodentia; Cricetidae. Gene Ontology annotation, molecular function: DNA-binding transcription factor activity, RNA polymerase II-specific; sequence-specific DNA binding. Gene Ontology annotation, biological process: cell differentiation; regulation of transcription by RNA polymerase II. Gene Ontology annotation, cellular component: nucleus. The record is from RefSeq and is a predicted model, not a curated record. The transcript has 6 exons. The coding region runs from base 205 to 693 and encodes 162 amino acids.
UCUCAUUCUGAGAUUCCUGGAGGCAGGAUGGCCAUUUCUGACUGAGGUAGAGCCUGUGACUCCUAUUGGACAUCAGUGCACCCUGAAUACUGGACCAAGCGCCAUGUCUGGGAAUGGCUCCAGUUCUGCUGUGACCAAUACAAACUUGACGCCAACUGCAUCUCCUUCUGCCACUUCAACGUCAGCGGCCUGCAGCUGUGCAGCAUGACGCAGGAGGAGUUCAUUGAGGCGGCCGGCAUCUGUGGGGAGUACCUGUACUUCAUCCUCCAGAACAUUCGCUCGCAAGGUUAUUCCUUCUUCAAUGAUGCUGAAGAGACGAAGACUGCCAUCAAAGACUAUGCUGAUUCCAGUUGCUUGAAAACAAGUGGCAUCAAGAGUCAAGACUGUCACAGCCGAACAAGCCUCCAAAGCUCUCACCUGUGGGAAUUUGUCCGAGACUUGCUUCUGUCUCCUGAAGAAAACUGUGGCAUCCUGGAAUGGGAAGACAGGGAGCAGGGCAUUUUCCGAGUGGUUAAAUCAGAAGCCCUGGCCAAGAUGUGGGGACAAAGGAAGAAAAACGACAGGAUGACCUAUGAAAAGUUGAGCAGAGCCCUAAGAUACUACUAUAAAACGGGAAUUUUGGAGCGAGUUGACCGGAGGUUAGUGUACAAAUUUGGAAAGAACGCACAUGGGUGGCAGGAAGACAAGCUAUGAUCUGCGCGCACACCAAGCUUGUUUGAUGGAUUU